UUGUCUGAACAAAAUUGAAACCCCAAGCUUUCCUCGUUUCGAUCUGUCCGAACCUCCGCCUCUCCCGAGCGCAGUCAAGAACCCUAAAAGGAAUACAAAGGAGGCGCCUUCGCGUUAACGAAGGAGGUGUGUAUAUGCUCGGAACCUCUAUUUAAAAAUUGCUGUAAUGGGAAAGAAAAAACCGGAAGAAGGCAAGCCGAGCAGCAGAGAUGCUCCAAAAGAUGGAAAGAAAGAGAAACUAUCAUUGUCAGCAAUGCUUCUGGAACCAAAGCCUGAGAAACCCAAGAAGGGGUCGUCCUCUUCCGUGACCGCCAGUAGGUCUAGAGCUGCUCCAAAAGCAUCCUCUUACACUGAUGACAUUGAUCUCCCUCCCUCAGAUGAUGAGGAGGAUGAGCAAGAACUACUGGAGGCCGAGGCCAAAAGACAGGCUAGACAGCAAAAGGAUGACCUGAAGACAAUUGACACAUCUUUGUCGGAAAAGGAAUUGAAGAAGCGGGAAAGGAAGGACAUGCUUGCUGCCUAUACUGCAGAGCAAGCCAAACGAGAGGCCCUUAGGGAUGAUCGUGAUGUUUUCACUGUUGUUAUUGGCAGCCGGGCUUCAGUCCUUGAUGGCGAGGAUGAAGCAGAUGCUAAUGUCAAGGAUAUAACGAUAGAUAAUUUUUCUGUGUCAGCUCAGGGGAAAGAACUUUUGAAGAAUGCAUCAGUAAAGAUAUCCCAUGGAAAGAGAUAUGGUUUGGUUGGACCCAAUGGAAUGGGCAAGUCUACAUUGUUAAAACUUCUUGCUUGGAGGAAGAUUCCGGUACCAAAAAACAUUGAUGUCCUCCUGGUUGAACAAGAAGUGGUUGGUGAUGAUAGAACGGCCCUUGGAGCAGUCGUGGCAGCAAAUGAAGAGCUAAUAAAGCUUCGAGAAGAAGUUGAAGUUUUGCAGAACUCAAGUUCUGCUGCUGCUGAGAAUGAAGAUGAUGGUUUGAAUGACGAUGAUGCGGGUGAAAAACUUGCUGAAUUGUAUGAAAAGUUGCAGAUCUUGGGGUCAGAUGCUGCUGAGUCCCAGGCGUCAAAGAUUCUUGCUGGUUUGGGUUUCACUAAAGAAAUGCAGGGUCGUCCUACCCGGUCAUUCAGUGGUGGCUGGAGGAUGAGAAUUUCAUUAGCUAGAGCUCUUUUUGUGCAACCAACUCUUUUGUUGUUGGAUGAGCCAACUAACCAUCUUGACCUUAGGGCUGUUUUGUGGUUGGAGGAGUAUCUUUGCAGGUGGAAGAAAACUCUGGUGGUGGUUUCCCAUGAUCGUGAUUUUCUUAACACAGUCUGCAAUGAAAUUAUUCAUCUUCAUGACCAGAAGCUUAACUUCUACCGUGGGAAUUUUGAUGCUUUUGAAAGUGGUUAUGAACAGCGUCGCAAAGAGACAAACAAGAAGUAUGAAAAUUAUGAAAAACAGAUGAAAGCUGCCAAGAGGUCAGGAAACCGCGUUCAGCAGGAUAAAGUUAAAGAUCGUGCAAAGUUUGUUGCUGCCAAGGAAGCUUCAAAGAAUAAGGCAAAGAGCAAGGUUGAUGACGAUGAGCCACAGCAAGAGGCACCAAGGAAGUGGAAGGAUUACAGUGUGGAAUUUCACUUUCCUGAACCUACCGAGCUGACACCUCCACUCUUACAGCUUAUUGAAGUCAGCUUUAGUUAUCCCAACCGGAAGGACUUCAGGCUUUCAAAUGUUGACGUCGGUAUUGAUAUGGGGACUCGUGUUGCUAUUGUUGGGCCCAAUGGUGCUGGGAAAUCUACUCUGCUGAAUCUUCUUGCUGGUGAUUUGGUUCCAACUGAAGGUGAAGUACGGAGAAGCCAAAAGUUACGUAUUGGGAGGUACUCCCAGCACUUUGUCGACUUACUGACGAUGGACGAGACACCAGUCCAGUAUCUUCUUCGUCUUCACCCAGAACAAGAGGGACUUAGUAAACAAGAGGCUGUACGGGCAAAGCUUGGAAAAUUUGGACUCCCGAGCUAUAAUCACCUCACUCCGAUUACAAAAUUAUCCGGAGGACAGAAAGCCAGGGUCGUCUUCUCUUCAAUCUCUAUGUCAAAGCCGCACAUAUUGCUAUUGGACGAGCCCACAAAUCAUUUGGAUAUGCAGAGCAUUGAUGCAUUAGCUGAUGCACUUGAUGAGUUUACUGGUGGAGUUGUGCUGGUUAGUCAUGAUUCUAGGCUCAUAUCGCGGGUUUGCGAUGAUGAAGAGAGGAGUCAAAUUUGGGUUGUAGAAGAUGGAACUGUUAUGACAUUCCCUGGAAAUUUUGAGGAGUACAAAGAGGAGCUACAGAGAGAGAUCAAAGCUGAGGUUGAUGAUUAAAGCGUCAUUAGAGGUAAAAUUAUUUUUUUCCAACACCAUAAAACAAUCGUCUGUGCACUUGGAUCAGUAUUGUCACAUAAGUGCAUUAGGACAGUCUCAUCUUUCUUUGACUACAGUUGAGUGUGUUAUAUCCUGUAUUGCGUUUAUGUCAUAUACAAACCAUUUUAAUUUAUGAACUUUUCCUCUACCUGUAUUUUGGCUCAGCAAUUAUCAUUUGAGUAGUUUUGGCUUC
Messenger RNA from Tripterygium wilfordii, 2558 nucleotides. Its product is annotated as ABC transporter F family member 4. Bases 167 to 2326 code for a protein of 719 amino acids. Lineage: Eukaryota; Viridiplantae; Streptophyta; Magnoliopsida; Celastrales; Celastraceae. The record is from RefSeq and is a predicted model, not a curated record. The transcript has 2 exons. Gene Ontology annotation, molecular function: ATP hydrolysis activity; ATP binding.